Molecule: messenger RNA, 723 nt
Organism: Fusarium poae
Lineage: Eukaryota; Fungi; Ascomycota; Sordariomycetes; Hypocreales; Nectriaceae
Exons: 1
Coding region: 1-723 (240 amino acids)
Source: RefSeq, a predicted model, not a curated record
AUGGAAAUAAACUCUGUUCAUGUUAAGAGGUACCAAGCGGGUCUCAUGCACGGUACAGACACAGAAGUCCCGGCUGUUACCGACGAAGAACAGCGACUCUUAUCAGCCCCGAUCAAGGCAACAACUAAGCGUAACUUGUUCGACGUCUUUCUUCUCAAUACCACCUUUGCCGACACUAUAACCCGAAUCAACUUGGAUCUUGCGAACCUAUUGUGGCGCUGGGAAACACUAGUAAGCAUCACCAUAACAGCAGUGCAGUAUGGUCUAGGUAGCAUAAAGUGGCCUGCUAAUUUCUAUGACCAGUCAAGGCAUGAUUUCGUAGACCCCGAAGAAACCGACGACGUUCGUGCAACUUUGGAAGAGUUGGGCAAUCAACCAAAUUCCAGCAACUAUUACGAUAAAUAUGCCGAUUGGACCGCCGUCAAUAAAUUAUGCGACCCCGAGAAGCCCUUGCCUCCAGCAAUGGUUGGCUGGUCCAUAAACUUUCAUAAACAGGUUCAUGAACCAGUCGAGCUGGCUCUCUCAUCGGCAGCUCCCUCGCCGGCAGGUGAUGGGAACAACGAAAAUAAUGAGGACAGUGCAGACGAAGAAGUAAAUCAGGACAGCGAGGAUAUCAUGAGUAAUGAAGUCAAUCAGGACAGCGAGGAUACCAUGGACACUGAAUAUGACGACAGCAGGGGUAGCGAAGACAUGGAUAAUGAGAAUAGCGACGACAUUGACUAG